This is a messenger RNA of Myripristis murdjan (pinecone soldierfish), 2209 nucleotides long. RefSeq names its product stomatin-like protein 2, mitochondrial. The record is from RefSeq and is a predicted model, not a curated record. Gene Ontology annotation, biological process: mitochondrion organization. Gene Ontology annotation, cellular component: mitochondrion; membrane. The coding region runs from base 109 to 1176 and encodes 355 amino acids. Lineage: Eukaryota; Metazoa; Chordata; Actinopteri; Holocentriformes; Holocentridae. The transcript has 10 exons.
AGCGGUGCACCAGUGAUGUAAGUGGAUCUGCGAGGGUCACACAUGAGUUUUGGGAUAAAGUCCAGCCUGCAAAUCUGAAUCGCCUCCAGACAAUCGGAAACAUUUUAAAUGAUGUUGCGGACAUUGUGCCGGACAGGCGGGGCUCUUCUGCAGCGAGCCCAGAAGACCACACCCAAAUUUUGGACAACUCCAGCACAGCAGCGAUGGAUGUCCAGCCUUCCCAUGAACACUGUGGUCCUGUUUGUGCCCCAGCAGGAAGCCUGGGUGGUGGAGAGGAUGGGCCGCUUUCACCGGAUCUUAGAGCCGGGACUAAACUUCCUCAUCCCCAUCCUUGACCGGAUUCGCUACGUGCAAAGUCUCAAAGAGAUUGUUAUUGAUGUCCCAGAGCAGUCGGCAGUAUCUCUAGAUAAUGUGACACUACAGAUUGAUGGAGUCCUUUAUCUGAGGAUUUUAGAUCCUUUCAAGGCCAGUUAUGGUGUAGAGGAGCCGGAAUAUGCCGUCACACAGCUAGCACAGACCACCAUGCGCUCAGAGCUGGGCAAACUCACUCUAGACAAAGUAUUUAGGGAAAGGGAGUCCCUUAAUUUCAACAUAGUCCAGUCCAUCAACCAAGCUUCAGACGAGUGGGGAAUCCGUUGCCUCCGUUACGAAAUCAAAGAUAUCCACAUUCCACCUCGCAUCAAAGAAUCAAUGCAGAUGCAGGUGGAGGCCGAGCGUAAGAAGAGAGCGACAGUGCUGGAGUCUGAAGGGACGAGGGAAUCCGCCAUUAAUGUCGCCGAGGGCCGUAAGCAAGCGCAGAUCCUGGCCUCUGAGGCGGAGAGGGCAGAGCAGAUCAACAGAGCAGCUGGUGAAGCCCAAAGUAUCUUGGCCAAAGCAGAAGCAAAAGCCAAGGCAGUCACUAUCCUGUCAGACGCUCUGGCCGAACAGAACGGGAAUGCGGCAGCCUCCCUCAGUGUGGCUGAACAGUACGUCUCCGCUUUCUCCAAACUCGCCAAGGAGACCAACACCGUCCUUCUGCCGUCCAGGGCUGGCGACAUCAGUGGAAUGGUCACUCAGGCCAUGACUAUUUACAGCACAUUGGCCAAGCAGAGCCCCAAGGUAGAGAGUGGUACAUCCGAGGCGGAGGAGGAGAGGAAGAGAGCAGAGCCGGCGAGCCCGUCGGCAUGGCCUCAGUAGCAGACGACUUCAAACAGGACUCAGACGGCGGGAAAUGAAGCAGAAGAGGCAGGUUUUCACAGCUGCGCGGCUCCAAGGCUUCACUGUGGGAGCCUUUUUGCUCUCUGGAUGCAAAGGACACAUGCCGUCGCCUACACAGACAGAAGGAGAGGAGACGAAAAUAACUGCAGACCUUUCAGAUGUCUAGGAGAAUCUCAUCAGUGUGGGAGGAUUCAUCAUCUUCCUCGUCACUGUUUAUGAUGGGUAGAUGUGGGGCUUUUAUUUAUUUGCCGUCCAAAUGCCGGUGAAUGUUGUUCGUGGUGCGGUAAGGUUGUGUACUGGAGAGAAUGACACCAAGUCGCACAGCAAAAACAAAUGUCUUGUACUUGAUUGAUGCAUCGUAGUUGCAUCACAUAUAGUUAGAUAAGUAUGUGUUACCAGAUGUGCAUAAACCUGUUCAAACUUGAUCUGUAGCUUCAGAAUACAGCCUCUGCACUUGAAAGGGGAUAAAUUGGAAGUGAAAUGUACCACUGCAAUGAAUGUUUUCUCUUAUUGCAGCCUAUUUUUUCCAGAGCUGGCCCAAGUUCUCUGGUUUUGUAGGUUUCAGUACCGUUGAUCAGUAAUUUAUGUUUUUGUUUUUGUUUUUGUUUUUUUUAAUGGCUAUUUUAAUGGCUACAAUAAAAUAAAUAAAUAAAUAAAUAAAUACCUUUAAAAAUUUUUAUUGCAUCUAGGCAAUGAGACAUUUUAUUUAUAACCAUAAGCCAAUCAAUGAGGUGUCUGACCAUCUGAUUGGGUCUGGUCCCAUAUUAUCCAAUGUUUUUUGAUACAGAGAAUAAGUAACUUGUAUUUGUGAAACUUUGCCAGCUAAAGUCUUUGGAGCAAGACACUUUUUGAUGUAAAAACCAUCCAGAGUUUAAACUUUCAUUUAUUUUUUUUUUUUCAACCCAGCCACAGACGGCAAUUCAGUUUCACUGAUGUAUUUUAAAGUGUUUAUGUAUGAAGGAAACUAAGAAAAAGAUUCCCACACUAAUUUAUAAAGCAAACUGGAUGUUAA